This is a messenger RNA of Triticum urartu, 2251 nucleotides long. RefSeq names its product ENTH/VHS family protein. The record is from RefSeq and is a predicted model, not a curated record. NCBI's taxonomy places the organism in Eukaryota, Viridiplantae, Streptophyta, Magnoliopsida, Poales, Poaceae. Gene Ontology annotation, molecular function: phosphatidylinositol binding; ubiquitin binding. Gene Ontology annotation, cellular component: trans-Golgi network membrane.
GCGCGCCUCCGACGCCGGCAUCGUCAAGGAGGUCGCCGACUUCGUCCUCAAGCGCCUCGACAACAAGAGCCCCCUCGUCAAGCAGAAGGCUUUGCGGUUGAUUAAAUAUGCUGUUGGAAAAUCUGGCACGGAUUUCAAGCGGGAAAUGCAACGACACUCAGCGGCUAUGCGUCAGCUUGUUCAUUACAAAGGACACCCUGACCCCUUAAAAGGGGAUGCCCUUAAUAAGGCUGUCCGCGAAACUGCAAACGAGGCCAUUGCUGCUAUUUUCUCCACUGAGGACCCUAAAGCAGUUGUUGUGACAGAAGGUCUAGGCAAGCGCAUACAGGGCUUUGGAAACACUAAUUAUGAGCCAUCAAGAGAUGACAAGAAGUCUUUCCUCAGCGAACUAAGUGAAGUAGUGGGCAUUGGUGGUGCUUCCAUUAAACAGGGUUUGAGCAACUUUGCUGCCACACAUUCAAUGAUGCCAAAUGAUAAUGGUGGUAUGUACAAGAACCCAAUUCGCAGGUCUCUGACCACAGAAACUGAUAGAUAUGGCAGGUACGAUCCAAGUGAAAUUCAAGGUGAGAGCCGUGCUACAUCUGGUGCUUCAAAGAAUGUGAGUUCUGGUUCUUGGGGUCCAAGUCCCUCAAGUUCAGCAUCAGCCGGUGAUACUGAAUCAAGUCAACCAGGAAUUAAGAUUCGUGAGGAGAGACUUUUGGAAACAAUUGUUACUGCAAGCGGUGUGCGGUUGCAACCCACUCGAGAUGCUCUGCAGAUAUUUUUAACAGAAGCCUCCAAACUGGAUGCAGUUGCUUUGAGCCGUGCCCUUGAGAGCAAACUGAACUCUCCAUUGUGGCAGGUUCGCAUGAAGGCUAUCUGUGUACUGGAAGCGGUUGUAAGGAAACAGGAUACUGAUCCUUAUUCCAUUGUUGCUUCAUAUUUCAGUGAGAACAGUGCUUCUGUUGUCAGAUGUUGUGAACUGCCACAAGUUUCUCUCAGAGAAAAGGCUUCAAAAGUAUUAAAUCUGCUGGUUGGGGAACAACCUACCGGAAGCAAACAUCUUUCAGAAUCAAGAACUACACCCACUCCUGUUCAGAUGCCUGAUUUGAUUGAUACAGGGGAUCAGGAUGAUCUAGUAACUCAGAGUUCAGCUCAAGAAAGCAGCGAGCAGAUAAUGGGGAACAGUAAUUAUGCUUCUUCAGUUGAUGAUUUGCUUGGUGGUGAAACUAUUGGUAAUACCAGUGGCACUAGCAAUGGUAAUGGAAGUGAUCUGUUUGCAGAUGUAUCAUUCCAUGAGGAAGAGAUUAAGGAGACUAAUGACCUAUUCUCAGGCAUGACAGUAGAGGAAAAAUCCUCAGCCCCCGUGCAUGAUAACUCUCUGAUCGAGCAAGAUAUAUUUGGCAGCAGCCCGGAGCCAUUGUUCCAAGAAAGAGUUGAUGACAAAGGAACUGUCAAUGAUUUAAUGGCUGGUUUGAACCUUAAUGGCACUACCCAAGCUCAGCCUGGACUAAAAGCAGAAACUAACAGUAAUCUCAAUGGUUCACAGUUCUUUGACAUGAACAGUCAGAAUAGCCAUGUGGCAAGUGGUGCAGCACUAAAUGGUAUCCUUGGUCAAAGCUCCUUCUAUCAACAGGUUCCUAUGCAGUACAACUUGUCACCACAAAUGUUUGGUCAAUCAUUUGCUGGGCAGCAAUUAAACUAUGGUGCUAUGGAAGCUCUUCUUGCUCAGCAGCAGCAGUUACUACAGAACUUGGGAAAUUUCAAUGCUGGACUUGGGCAUCCUGCUUUCAAUUCAAUGAGUGGCGGAAAUGCAUCUGGGAUGCCAGAUAUUUUCAAUUCAAGUAAUCAACCUCCACAUCAAGUAGCUUUGAUGAGCAAUUCUAAGAAAGAUGAAACUAAAGCUUUUGAUUUUGUCUCGGAUCACCUUGCAGCAGCUCGUGGUUCAAAGAAGUAGACCCUAAAAGAAACGGCAUGUUCAGAAUUUUGACAAGAACAGAAAUGUCAGGCUUCAUGGGAUUGGCGUACGGCUGGUUUUGCUUAGCAUGCAGCAGAUGUUGAAGAUUAUCGCUCAAGGUUCCCAGACUGGGUAUUGUGUUGUAUUGUGUAUUUAGAAGAAGGCUGGUUUAAGUUAAAAAAUAAAAUGUGAGUUUCAUUUUCUUUUACCUUUUUCCCAAUUUCUUGUCCUCCUGAAAGAGUCAGACAUUGUAUAUUCAAAUAUGCUGCGGGAUUUUAUCUUUUGUUACUUUACGAAUACAUUUUUUUCUUUUGA